This is a messenger RNA of Aspergillus wentii DTO 134E9, 2316 nucleotides long. RefSeq lists its product as uncharacterized. The transcript has 7 exons. Gene Ontology annotation, molecular function: protein-containing complex binding. Bases 1 to 2316 code for a protein of 771 amino acids. Gene Ontology annotation, biological process: protein transport to vacuole involved in ubiquitin-dependent protein catabolic process via the multivesicular body sorting pathway. Gene Ontology annotation, cellular component: ESCRT I complex. The record is from RefSeq and is a predicted model, not a curated record. Lineage: Eukaryota; Fungi; Ascomycota; Eurotiomycetes; Eurotiales; Aspergillaceae.
AUGUAUAGUCAACGUCCUCUGGCCUAUGCGCCCACCCCCUACAGCUAUACACCGAACCCGGCCUUGUCAGCAUCCAUCAAUCUUGAUGAGGAAGUCAAACUAGCCUCGAGCUCAGCAGAUCGUGAUCUCUACGAGUCGCUGGCGGAAAUAUACAGCAUCAUCGUCACACUAGACGGGUUGGAGAAGGCAUACAUUAAAGAUGUGGUCACCGAAGCAGAAUACACCGAGACAUGCACUCGGUUGUUGAAGCAAUACAAGUCCAGUCUGGGGGAUGAGGCUGUCGCAAGGGAUUUUGCCGAUCUCGACACCUUUAAACGGACAUGGGGGUUGGAAUGCCCCCGUGCCACCGAACGCCUUCGCAUCGGACUCCCCGCAACAGUCGAACAGGCAUCCCACACCGCCCCCGGAGCCAGCAUGGGAGCAGCAGCAACGGGCCCUGCUGGUGGAGCAGCAGGUACUCUGAUAUUGACGGCGACGGAGAACUUCAUCACAUUCCUAGAUGCGUUGAAACUGAAUAUGGUGUCGAAGGAUGCCCUGCACCCGCUGCUCUCUGAGGUGAUCCAGUCCGUGAACAAGGUGACGGACGGGGACUUUGAGAACCGGGGCAAGAUAAUCCAGUGGCUGAUCGCCUUGAAUCAGAUGCGGGCGACAGAGGAACUCAGCGAAGAACAGGCCAGGGAAUUGGCGUUUGAUAUUGAACAGGCAUACCAGGGCUUCAAGGCAACGUUGGUCCUCGACCUCCCUCAGCUCUAUACCAAACCGUCUGGAACCGAGCUUGUGAAAGCCCUAGACCUGCUGGCGAUUAAACCAAGGAAUUUCAGUACUGAUCCCGACGAAGAGGACAAUGGCCCAGCUGUCCAGGAGAACGGCGUGCCCCGCUACCUAACUUCUAUUAUCGCAAGUACACUUUCAUGGCUAGGUACCGAUGAACUGCGUGAGACAGUUUGGGAUGCCGCGGCAGCUCGACUCAGUGAGCGGUCUGGUAGGGCCGCCAUGCCAGCCAUGUCCCGUAUGUUCCAAGUGCCCACACCAAGCGGCGAAGACCUCACAAUUACUUUGCACGAGCCAUCCAUCACCGCCGACAACCUUGGUAUGAAAACCUGGGUAUCCUCCUACCUCCUCUCCCGUCGCCUUCAUAGUCUUGUCGAAUCCACCCCGCGGCUAGUCCCCUCCGAAGCAACCUCCCCCAAGACCGAGAAGACACUGCGAGCGUUGGAGCUGGGUUCAGGAACCGGACUCGUAGGACUCGCCUUCGCAGCCCUCCGCGGAAAAUCGGCUACGACCCAUCUCACAGACCUGCCUGAUAUUGUUCCGAAUCUCGCUCGUAAUGCGGCUCUGAAUGUGGAAUUGCUCAACAGCACCAACGCCAGCAUCACAACGGGGGUUUUGGACUGGUCUGUCACGUCGGAGCAGCUGCCACCCGCAGAAGAGCAGUAUGAUAUUAUCCUCGCUGCCGAUCCUCUAUACUCGCCCAAGCACCCGAAGUGGUUGGUUGACACAGUGGCCCGCUGGCUGAGCCGUGGCCUGGGUGCACGGGUUGUGUUCGAGAUGCCGCUGCGCGAUGCAUACUUGCCACAGGUGCGGGAAUUUCGAGAGCGAAUGGUGCAGGCUGGUCUUGCGGUGGUAGAGGAGGGCGAGGAGAUUGGAUACGAUGACUGGGAGUCGGCAGAUGGAGAAGCGCUGGCGGUCAAAUCAUUAACCGCAAUUCCCACCGUGACCGGCGUGUCAAUGGGAGUCAGCGAGCAGCGCAAAUCGAACGAUCGCAAGAACGACGCACGGCGCAUGGCCAAGUUCCACAUUGAUGUUGGGAGCGCGGGGGAAACAGCAGAGGACGAUGAAGUACAAGGGAAGCGGAUGGUGGUGAGGAAUGACAAGGUUUAUCUGGAUGAUCCUCUUCCCUCGAACCGCAGUAUCCCCUCGCAUACGUCCAAGGCGUUUUAUAUUGAAUACCCCGAGUUGGAGGAGACGAAGCAUCUCAAACGAGGUCUUGGGUUGGUGACUACGACGUGUGAUAAUCCGCCGAUGGUGAAUUGGAUAUAUGUUGAUAAAGAGACAUACGAGUUGAAAUACGGGAACCGGUCGCAGAGUAUUUCGCAUGUGGUCGGGCCUUGGAAUUGGACGGAGGAUGAGACGACGGUGACGCUGGAAGAGAAGAGUGCGUUUGUGGCUGUUCAGGAAGAGGAUGGGGCGUGGGCGGUUUAUUUUGAUCGGGAUGGGGAUGAUUUGGAGGGUGUUUUGGAGGAGCAGGGGAAGUUGGAUAAUGCGUUUGCGCCGGUGUUUUUACGGAGGAGUUUGGCCGAGGAGAAUAAUUCGUGA